Mus pahari (shrew mouse) is the source of this 396-nucleotide messenger RNA. RefSeq names its product keratin-associated protein 2-1. The record is from RefSeq and is a predicted model, not a curated record. Lineage: Eukaryota; Metazoa; Chordata; Mammalia; Rodentia; Muridae. Bases 1 to 396 code for a protein of 131 amino acids. Gene Ontology annotation, cellular component: keratin filament. The transcript has a single exon.
AUGACAGGCUCCUGCUGUGGAUCCUUCUCCUCCCAGAGCUGUGGAGGAGGCUGCUGCCAGCCCUGCUGCUGCAGGGACCCCUGCUGCUGUCGCCCAGUGUCCUGCCAGACCACAGUGUGUCGCCCUGUGACCUGUGUGCCCCACUGCACCAGGCCCAUCUGUGAGCCCUGCCGCCGCCCCAUCUGCUGUGACCCCUGCAGCCUGCAGCAGGGCUGCUGUCGCCCCAUCACCUGCUGCCCCACCUCUUGCACAGCUGUGGUCUGCAGGCCCUGCUGCUGGGCCUCCACCUGCUGCCAGCCCAUCUCAGUGCAGGCUCCCUGCUGCAGGCCCCCCUGCUGCCAGCCUGCUCCCUGCCGCACCACCUGCAGGACCUCCCCAUGCAACACCUGCUGCUGA